AAUCGUGUCAUGGAUGAUGCCCCAAAUCAGUUGCACCGUUGCACGCAUGCAAUAAAUACGCCGCGAAUUAUUUUAAAAUGUUUAUCGUGCUAGCAGUUACACUAGUGUUAUAUUUAUUAUGGCGAUGGUAUUUAAACGGUAUAUUAUGUGGUUUGAAAUCAUUGAGAGGUCCAGCGUCGUAUCCAUUUAUCGGAUCUCUUAUGACAUGUUAUCCUGUAUCGACCCUUAUGACGAGAUUGGGUGAUAUGUGUAAUAUUUAUGGUAAAACUUACAAAAUGACUAUCCCAUGGACGGCUGGUAUUGUUACGAUUGAUCUGGACCUAGUUGAAUAUAUCCUUACCUCGCAAGCUACCAUUAAUAAAAGUAUACUAUACAUUUUCUUAAAAGAAUGGUUGGGUGACGGUCUGCUUCUUAGCAAGUCAGCAAAGUGGCGAUUGAGAAGAAAAACCAUCACGCCUACCUUUCAUUUUAAAGUUUUAGACCAAUUUGUGCAGGUUUUUAAUAAGAACAAUCAAAUACUUGUUCAACAAUUGCAGAAGUCAAUUGAUAAACAAGAUGGUGCUGGUGUGGUAAACAUAGCACACUAUGUGACAUUAGCUGCGAUGGAUAACAUUGUAGAAACCGCAAUGGGUACUAGUAUGAAUUCACAACUUAAUGAUCAAUCAGACUACGUCUGGGCUACAAAGUUUAUGACGGCAAAUAUCUACGAUCAUAUUGUAAAUCCAAUAACAUAUCUAAAAGCAACCUAUAUCUUCACACCUGCUUACUGGAAAGAACGGAAAGCUCUGAAGAUUUUAAAAGAGUACACCAUGUCUUUGAUUAAAUCCAGAAGAGAAGCACUAAGUAAAGAAAAUAAGUCUACUUUGAUAAACAAUAACGCUGAUGUAGAAACAUAUAUUAACGAUGAAGAUUUUGGUAUAAAGAAAAAAACGGCUUUCUUAGAUUUACUCCUUCAAACGACCAUUGAUGGUAAACCAUUGAGUGACGAAGAUAUUAUGGAAGAAGUAGAUACCUUCAUGUUUGAAGGGCACGAUACUGUAAGUGCUGCAAUAUCCUUCACCCUAUUCUGCAUCGCGCAACAUCCUGAUAUCCAAUCAAAAGUAAUCGAAGAACAGCGCAGUAUAUUCGCUAAUGAACCCGAUAGAAAUAUCACCAGUGAAGAUUUGAAAAAUAUGACUUAUCUAGAAAUGGUCAUUAAAGAAGGCCUCAGAUUUUAUCCGUCUGUACCUAGUAUUGCUCGCAAUGUCUCCGAAGAUUUUCACUACAAAGAUAUUCAUGUUCGCAAGGGAACGACAAUUGCUAUUCCUAUUUUGACAAUUCAUAAAGACCCUUCAAACUUUCCCAAUCCGGAGAAGUUUAUACCAGAGCGCUUCCUUCCGGCUGAACAAAGCAAACGUCAUGCUUUUGCAUUCUUGCCAUUUAGUGCCGGUCAUCGAAAUUGCAUCGGACAACGAUUUGCAAUGAUGGAAAUGAAAGCUACAAUUAGCAAAGUAUGCAGACAUUUUGAACUAGGGAUGACAAACCCUCCUCACGAAUGUAUCCUUCCAUCAGCAGUUGUUCUAAUGUCCAAAAACGGAGUAAAUCUCACAAUAAAAACAAGAAAGUGGUAAAAAAACCAAAACAAAUAUUGAUUUAGAUGACUGUAACGCCACCUUGAUACAUCACUUAUACAGGAAUGUUAAAAUUAUUAGCAAACAAUUCAGUAAAUUAUAAUCGAAAACAAAAAUUAAAAUAAUAAAGAUGUUGUAGCGCUUGCCAGUUA
Messenger RNA from Dalotia coriaria, 1762 nucleotides. Its product is annotated as probable cytochrome P450 4d14. Bases 78 to 1610 code for a protein of 510 amino acids. The transcript is spliced from 2 exons. Gene Ontology annotation, molecular function: iron ion binding; heme binding; monooxygenase activity. NCBI's taxonomy places the organism in Eukaryota, Metazoa, Arthropoda, Insecta, Coleoptera, Staphylinidae. The record is from RefSeq and is a predicted model, not a curated record.